Molecule: messenger RNA, 573 nt
Organism: Daktulosphaira vitifoliae (grape phylloxera)
Lineage: Eukaryota; Metazoa; Arthropoda; Insecta; Hemiptera; Phylloxeridae
Exons: 1
Coding region: 1-573 (190 amino acids)
Source: RefSeq, a predicted model, not a curated record
AUGAUGAUACCUAUUUUAGUUCAAAAUAAUGCACAGAUGUAUAUUAAAUCACAUGUGCUAGAUAUAGGUAUUCGCAUAGAUGGUCUGCCCGUGUCUAAAAGUUCUAAAAGUCAGCUAUGGCCAAUUUUAGAUUUCAAUAAGUUAAAAAAAAAUGAUAUACCUAUAGGCAUUUUUCACGGAUUUCAAAAGCCUCAUUUAAUUGAAGAAUUUUUAAAUCCAUUUAUUAAUGAUAUAUUGGAAGUGUUAGAUAACGGGUUAAAUGUAAAUGGGUUAUUAUUUACCAUAAAAAUUUCAAAUAUUUCAUGUGAUUCCCCUGCAAAAGCUUUUUUACUUAAUGUGAAAGGUCACAAUGCCUAUUUUGACUGCACAUCAUGUAUUGAUGAGGGUAAAUAUUUAGAACACCGAAUGACUUAUUCUGACUUAAAUGCACCAUUCAGAACUGAUGAGUCCAUCAGAUUUAAAAAAUAUGAAGAUGACCAUAAAGGAAACAGUCCAUUAAUAAAGUUACCUAUUAAUAUCAUAAAUACUAUUGUAUUAGAUUACAUGCAUAAUGUAUGCCUUGGUGUUGUAUAA